Scheffersomyces stipitis CBS 6054 is the source of this 330-nucleotide messenger RNA. RefSeq names its product Sm-like protein. The record is from RefSeq and is a predicted model, not a curated record. The annotation marks the transcript as partial. Gene Ontology annotation, molecular function: RNA binding. Gene Ontology annotation, cellular component: U12-type spliceosomal complex; U6 snRNP; catalytic step 2 spliceosome. Gene Ontology annotation, biological process: mRNA splicing, via spliceosome; nuclear-transcribed mRNA catabolic process. Lineage: Eukaryota; Fungi; Ascomycota; Pichiomycetes; Serinales; Debaryomycetaceae. The transcript has 2 exons.
CAUAGAAGAAGACAGAACAAUAAUACAAGCACCAAACAAGAGGGUCCCAAGAGAGAUGCUAUCUUGGACUUGAACAAGUACAAGGAUCAGGUGAUCCGUGUGAAGUUCAUUGGUGGAAGACAUGUCACUGGUGUGUUGAGGGGCUUCGACCAGUUGAUGAACUUGGUCUUGGACGAUGUGACGGAGACUUUAAGAGAUGACGACAGCAUCUUGACCAAAGAAACUAGACAAUUGGGUUUUGUUGUCGUGAGAUGUACUUCUUUGUUGACCAUUUCUCCAGCAGAUGGAACUGAAGAGAUCGACAACCCUUUUGUAACUGCCGAAGAGUAG